Molecule: messenger RNA, 2458 nt
Organism: Solea solea (common sole)
Lineage: Eukaryota; Metazoa; Chordata; Actinopteri; Pleuronectiformes; Soleidae
Product: synaptotagmin-5
Exons: 5
Coding region: 145-1662 (505 amino acids)
Biological process (GO): vesicle fusion; calcium-ion regulated exocytosis; cellular response to calcium ion
Cellular component (GO): axon; synapse
Molecular function (GO): phosphatidylserine binding; calcium-dependent phospholipid binding; calcium ion binding
Source: RefSeq, a predicted model, not a curated record
CUGCUUCCCUGUGAGUGGAACAAAAGCUCAGUCAGCCGAUGAAGCUAUUGGCUGGGAGGCUCCAGGUUCCUGCGCACUGGCACUGACUGCUCUCAUAAACAGCUCCCACACUGACUCCACUCACACAUCACGCUGUGAGGGGCCAUGUCGCAGUACACUCUGGGAGUUCACCUGCAGAUCCUGCUGGCCGUGGGUCUGGCCGUGUUCUGCUACUGUUUGGUCCUCGGUUGUAUCCUUUGCUGUCGAAGGAGGAAGAAUGUCUCAUCACAGGACAAGGAGGCCGCUUUUCUGUCUUCCCAUCCAGCUGAGACGGUGACUGUGACAUUGACUCCAUCUCCGUGUGCGCAGCCUGUUAAGCAGCAGUAUGAGGAGCUGGAUGGAGAUGUGUUGGAGUUUCCUUCCUUUAAGAGCAGCUCCUCUCCUUCUGAGGAUGACGCUGCUGCUCUGCCCUUUGACCCGAGCCCGACCAGAUCGGCUGAGCUGGUGCACUCUGCUGGAUCAUUUUUCCCAAUGCGGCGCCUCAGCUCCCCAGCAGUUCCCUGCACACUCAGUAAACCUCAGAGUCAUGGCAGAGCCUCUUUGCCCUCCCUCACAAAGCUGAGCCUGGUGUCUAAAUCUCGUCGGGCAAUGGGUCGGCGUAGCACCGUGAGCAGCGAAAGUUUUCUUUACAGCGAGAGCAGUCGACUGAGUGCUGCUGCUGCUGCCAAGGCUCCCACCCAGCAGCAUCAGCCUAGUGGAUCACAGUAUGGCUCUAACUCUCUCUCCAUCCACUCAAAGCCGGCUCCUCUCUUGCACUUCUCCCUGCUCUUCUCCUCAGCCUGUGCCACCCUGCUGGUCAACAUCCUGGGGCUCUCAGGGGCCAAUCGGAGACGCAGCGGGGUGUUUGUUCGAGCCAGCCUCCCUCCACUCUGCCCUUCUCCUCAGCAGAUUGCCUCUCGGCGCCGCAGCUUCAGCUCAGAUCUCCAGAGUCAGAGCUUUGUGCUGCAUGUGGGCUCUGUGGAGGAGCUGCGUACCUGCACGCUGAGACUGGCCGUCUACAGCAGGGACUUCUCCGGCCUCAGGGAGGCUGUGCUGGGGGUCGUGGAGCUGUCCUGUGAGCAGAUGGACUGGGAGCCUGACAUCACCACCACCUACACCAGGCAGCUCACCCCAACUAAGAGCAAGUUGAAAAAGAGUGUCAGCUCUCAGGAAACGCUAGGUCACAGGAGGAGCUUGGUUGGUGUCCCGCGGGCUUUGGGCCAACUCUUCAUCCUGCUGCAGUACCAGACGCUGGCCCAGCGCGUCAAGGUGAUGGUUCGAAAGGCUGAGAAUCUGGCCAAGCUCACACGGAUCCCUGGAGCUGCAGACCACUAUGUUGUCAUCAACCUGCGUCAGGAUGGGAAAGUGAUUGGUACCAAGGAGACCAAAGGAGUCAGUGGUCCUAACCCCGUCUGGAAUGCUCCCUUUCUGUUUGACCUCCCCCCCGGUGACAUCACUCAGCUGCCGCUGGUCUUUGAAUUCAUCAUCAUGCAGGGCCGUCUCUACACAAAGAGCAGCGUUUUGGGUUGUGUGGUGAUUGGCAGCGACGCUCCUGAGGCAGGACAGGCACACUGGAAGGAAAUGUGCAGUCGAGGUCAGAUCGAAACGGCUCGCUGGCAUUCUAUCCAAUCAGAUAUGCUGUAAGAGCAGUGGACAGACUGUUGCACUAACCACUGCCCCCUUGUUAGUGUCCAAAAGGUGGAGCCAUUUCUGGGUGAUUUUAUUACUUUUUAAAAUUUAAUUUAUUAUCAUUAUUAUUAUUAUUAUUAUUAUCAUUAUUAUUAUUAUGAGGUGUAGUAGUAAAAGUAGUAUUUGUAUUUGUCAACACAUUAUGUUCAAGCAUUAAUUACUGAAUCAUCUAGACCAGUGGUGUCAAACUCAUUUUAGUUCAGGGGCCACAUACAGUGCAAUUUAAUUUAAAAGUGGGCUGGACCAAUUAUAAUAACAAUGAUAAUAAUAAUAAUAGCAUGAUAAACUCACAAGAACUCCAAAUGUUUCCCUUUAUUUUACAUUCAAUGAAGUAUCUUUUUUACAAAACAUAUUAUAAACAACCUGACACUUCAAUGUUAUGUCUAAGUUUACCAUUUACCCACGUGCACUACAACCUACAGAUCACAGUGCAUCUACAAAGGCACAAAACAUUUAGUCACAGGUAUCUGGAACUGAAAAAUAUGCUAUUUAACUUGAUGAUUAGAUUCAAAUUAAACUGCAAAGUUUUCACAAAUUCAUCCUGCAGGCCAGAUUGGGCCAUAUGUUUGACACCCUUGAUCUAGACUGUAGAGGAGGAAGCUCUGACCACUGUGAGCAGGUCAAAUGCAGCAGUUGUCUCUGUAUCAACAGUAUUGUAAUUCUUUACACUGUGACUUCCGUGACUGUGUACGUUCUAAUGUACUGUUUGCAACCGGUGCCCGUGCCGUAGUAACUCUUGUGUCGUGUGCAG